GCAUUGCUUCACUUCAUUUCAUUUCUUUUGGUGCUAUAUUCUGUUCCAAAACCUCAUAAAGAAUGAAGCUAAGCGAGUCAAGAGGCGAAGCAGAGAAGCACAGGAGACAAUAUUUUGAUCAUGAGCUUAAAAACAUGAUCUCUUCGUUAACCAACAUGGGAUCAGAGAAGGCAGGACCGAGCAGAUAUGAGGAAAAGGCGAAUGAGGAAGAUGGCAUCAGAGUCAUCACGCUUUCUGGAUCGAACCUAGGAGCCACCAUGAAGACCGAGCUCGGCGACAAUCAUGGAGAUAAUAACCGCGAGCUUGAUUUCCUCAGUACUUUUGUUAAUAGCAACUUUCAAGCUGUGAACAACUCGAUAAUGAUGGAGGCUAACUACGAAACUAAUGAUCCAGGCGUUCAUCUUGACAUCUCAGGCGAUGUGGAGAAGAAGCCUUCGAUGAAGGCACCUAAGAAGAAGGGAAAGACUUCUUCUAAAAGUGAUCGUUGAUAAUAAUAAUUUGGCUUUUGCAUACAAUCUACAAAUAAACAGAGAAAGUAGUGCAUGCCAAAGCAGUUUACUUUCUCUUCCAAAAUGUUUGUUUGCACUGCGUUUAUCAAUUUAAUUCGAUGUAUAUAGUUCAU
Messenger RNA from Eutrema salsugineum, 622 nucleotides. RefSeq lists its product as uncharacterized. NCBI's taxonomy places the organism in Eukaryota, Viridiplantae, Streptophyta, Magnoliopsida, Brassicales, Brassicaceae. The transcript has a single exon. The coding region runs from base 63 to 488 and encodes 141 amino acids. The record is from RefSeq and is a predicted model, not a curated record.